Messenger RNA from Ctenopharyngodon idella (grass carp), 3776 nucleotides. It is a transcript of the gene dmrt2b, whose product is annotated as doublesex and mab-3 related transcription factor 2b. Gene Ontology annotation, biological process: regulation of transcription by RNA polymerase II; sex differentiation. Gene Ontology annotation, molecular function: RNA polymerase II cis-regulatory region sequence-specific DNA binding; DNA-binding transcription factor activity, RNA polymerase II-specific. NCBI's taxonomy places the organism in Eukaryota, Metazoa, Chordata, Actinopteri, Cypriniformes, Xenocyprididae. The record is from RefSeq and is a predicted model, not a curated record. The transcript is spliced from 3 exons. Gene Ontology annotation, cellular component: nucleus. The coding region runs from base 929 to 2026 and encodes 365 amino acids.
GUACUUUAACAGCUGGAACAAUAUUUACUGUAACAUUGAAAAAUGAGGCUGCAGCAAUGUAUUCAGAGUACAUGUACUGUACUUUCAAAAUAUUCAGUGUGACAUGACUAAAUGUGGGUUAAAUAUAUGAAUGAUUCUUCAUUUAGGGACACCUUUUACUCUUCGCUUGUUAGCUAGCAGUACAUAAACACUGAGUCUUUAAAAAAUAUAUUAUCACGAUGCAAAAGCAGUAUUUGGACAGAUUGUUAUUAAUUUGAAGUGAAAUUAAAUGAUGUGAAAUUAUGAAUUGCACAAUGGAAUUAUCCUGAUUUGAGCAUUUUUUUUAAUGUAUUAACUAUAGAGGGGAUAUAUAUAUAUAUAUAUAAAAAAGUUUGACUAAGGAACAAUCCCAAAAUAACUGAACUUUUUAACACUUUAAAAAUGAGCAAAAAAUAAUUAAAGAGAUACCAUGAAAAAUUAAAUUAUUGUAAUUAUCAUUUAAAACCAAUACUGAUUUUAAAACAUUUAAAAAAAAAAAAAAAAAAAUCAUAUAAGUGGGUUACAAACCUUUGUCUUGUGUUAAUAAAGGUAACAGACCAGAGUAACAAGAGCAGAUAGGAGGAGUUUUCGUUGCAUCAUAAUUAACCGCGUGACGUUGUCAAUAACUCACACGAGGAAAGUUAAAUAUUGAGAAGUGGGUAAGGUGAGCUGAAACUUGGAAACUAUGAGAUCAAUCACUCCUUCAUUCCGACAGUAGCUACACAUCCACUGGCAAGCCAGGUGAGAGGCGCCUUCCAGCAAACAGCCAGAUUCACUAGCACAGCUGAAUGGCUUACAAUUUCAAAACUCUUGCCUGCAGUUUCCACUAAGGCUUUUCUUUGCUUGCGUAAUUGGAAAAUAUCAAGUUUGCCUAUGAUGAGCAGCGUCGGUUCAUGAGAACGGCUUAUAAAUGUCCACUAAAGCGGAGAGAGACUCACAGGUAGAUGUGACCCACCUAGAUCCCCUCAAAGCUGAAUGGACUGAGGACAUUGACGUGGAGAGCGUUGACGGACGGGAGGGGAUGAGGACGGAUGAAGCUCCAGCGCCGCGCAGGCUCAGCCGCAGCCCGAAGUGCGCUCGCUGCAGGAAUCACGGCGUCGUGUCGCGCCUCAAGGGCCACAAGCGUUUGUGUCGCUGGCGUGACUGUCAGUGCGCGAACUGUCUGCUGGUCGUAGAGAGACAGAGAGUGAUGGCAGCACAAGUCGCCCUCCGGAGACAGCAGGCCACAGAGGGCAAAAAAGGUAAAAAAACCACCUCUGUUCUCAGACGCACAGCUUACCAGCGCUACACGAGGGCACCUAGUCUCCUGGCAAAGAGUAUUCUAGAGGGCUACAAGCCCCCUAUGCUGGAGGACUGGCCAAAGAGACUCCACCAACCCCCAGUUAGUGUUCGGAUGAGGAAGAGGAGAGCGUUUGCUGAUAAAGAGCUGGAGACUGUGAUGCUGGAAAGAGAGCUGAGGCAAAGAGAGAUGGAAGAGUUGCCCGCACUCCUCCUCCAGGCUGUGGUGCCCUCCGCUCCCUCACCGUAUUUUUUCCCGCUGUCAGACCCAAUCAUGCCCACGUACAUGCCUGUGUCUAAAAGCGGCCCACCUUUGACUGACUGUGAUCUCCCUCACCAUCAACACGUGCUUAAAUCCAAGACUCUAGACUACAGCACAGACACACUGACAGACAGCAUCUCUCUAAGAGUGUGUGAGAACUGGGACAUUUUCAAUUCGAUUCAGCCUUACAGCACAAGCCCAGGUGUCAACAUGGUUAAAAACAUGCCGGACAGCAGGUUUUCUGAUAUGUCUGUCAAACCAAAAAGUGUAGUUGUUGACAUCAUGUCAAAGCAAGACAUUCCUCCCUCAGUGAAUAUGGCAGACAUGCUGGUACAAGCUAAAUCACCACACAAGUGCUGCAGGUCAUUGGGACACGUGGACUGUGUGGAGGGUGCAAAUAAAGACCCCAUCAAAAAAGCUGUAACACGACCAUUACCCUUCUCUGUAGAGGCAUUGCUCAUGAGAUGAUAAGAAUCAUUUUUUCCAAAGCUAACACUUUUCAGUAAGGUUCAUUAUUGAAAUGCUGUUAAAAAGUUGUUCAUUCUUAAUUCGUGAUACUUAAUACAUUAACUAUAAAUUAACAUUCAUUCUUGCACAGAAGUGCCUGUUUUUUGUCAUUAUGUUUUUGACUCAGUUAUAUAAAUAUGGUGUUUAUAGUUUUGUUUUUUUGUUGUUGCAUUUAGUGUCACUUAUUAUACAAAGCUGAACUUCAAGUUACUGGGAUGAAUCAAAAUUCUUGUACUACUAAACUUAUCUGUUCAAUUUUUUUGUGCCAGAUAAAUAUUAUAUACUCUGAUGAUAGUAAUAAUACAUUAUAUCAUCUAAUAGUAUUUUAACCCCUUAACUGUCAGUCCCAUUUUUGGGGAACAGACCCCAAUGUUUUAAAUCUUGAAUACUUUUGAAUACUCUUGAAUACUCAAGUUUGGUCUCCUUAUAAAGCGGACACUUGGCAGAUUAUUUUAGAAGUGAAAAAAAAUAUGAAAGUGAAAUAAAAAAAAAAAUAGUUAUUGAAGUAUUCGUUUAGGAAAAUGUAAAAAUAUAAUUUCUUAUAAUUUAUAUAAAAUAUAUAUUUUACAAAACUGGUUUACUCUAAAACUGCAAGAAAAUCAAAGCCAAAAUCUAAAAUCUAAUCAAGUUGUGUUUCAAAUUUUAGGUUGAUAUCUUAAAAAUUGAGCUUUCAGUAAGAUUUUGUUUGGGCGCAGUACCAAACUUUUCCACUACAUACCAUCCAGGCUCCAUUGGUAACCAUAUAAGGACUCUUCCAUUUCUCCAUAUAGCCUAUGUUUUGAGUGACCUGAACCAUAUAUUUCCAUAAUGUUUAUCAAAUUUAUGAAACUGACAUUCUAUUCAGAAGUAGUAUGGGCAGAAUGGCAGUAUUUGGUUUGAAUUCAACCUCUAACAAACACAUAAAAGACAUGCAAAAAAAGAACACGUUUUUUAAUUUUCAUUGCUAUUUCAAAAUAAAUGUCUGAACAUGCUAUAUGAGUCUGAAAAUAUUGUUGCGAAUUAAUAAAUUACUGUUCCUCUGUCAUUUGUCUUAAAAAUCAGAGAACUACAAAUAUGAAAACUACAAUUUUUAAAUGAUAUAUAGUUUGUCAGUAUUAUUUUAGGUUUAGACUAAGAUAUUACUGUUUUAAGGAUAUAAUGGCAAAUGUUCCACUAACGGGAUGGUGACAGUUAAGAGGCUAUACAUUUUUGUUAUUUUAUUGCCCCCUUAAAUAGCCUAUGUAAUUAUUUUGGAAAGUAGGUUAACUACUUAACUAGUGGUUUAACUACUUUAAAUGGAGUAUCUUGUAGCUUGGCACACAAGUUUCAAAGAAGCUUCCCCAACACUGCACUGAAAAGCUGAAUAAUCUUGUUUAAUAAAACACUUUGGAGCAUAUUUGAUUCAUUUAUAACCAAAAAAGUUUUAUAUUCCUGUUUAGUUCAAUAAUGUGAAAUUGUUAAAUUACAAAGUAUACUGUAGAAUAUAUACAUGCAUAUUACUAACCUUUAUACAUUAUACUGUCUUUUCUAGUUCUCUAUAUAUCAGUUUUUGGUAAAUUUUGUGCUGUUAGAAAAACAUUGUGAUUUUCUUUCUUGUGAAUGUAAAUAGUCAUGACAAACCCUAUUUCUUUUUAAAUUAUUCAUAUUUUUAAAUUCCAAACAUGAAAGUCUGAUGUAAACUCAAGAGGUGGCUGAGGAUCAAAUGAAAGAGUGGUAAAAAAAAAAAGGAUUA